Molecule: messenger RNA, 4672 nt
Organism: Drosophila takahashii
Lineage: Eukaryota; Metazoa; Arthropoda; Insecta; Diptera; Drosophilidae
Source: RefSeq, a predicted model, not a curated record
UUGAAAGAGACAGACGUGUGGCGCUUUUCGGGUCGUGGUUGUUGGUCCGUUGGAGUGCGUGUGUGUUAGUCGGCGUCCUGUGAUAGUAUUCGUACUAUUUCUGCACGUGCUGCUCGGUCGCGACAGUUCCAAGUGGUACAAUAAUAGAUAGACAACAGUGGAGGGAAUUCAUUAAUGCUCCGGUAGCGCCUGUAAGUGGCAAAUUAAUUGAUUUAAUCUAGCGGCGAAUUGAAAAUUUGGAGCCCAGCACAAUCGCGUAGAAGGAAGGAGACUCAGAUCUAGACGGGAGCUACCCAUCCAUAUGAUAGCAUGGAUAGCAGCGCCAAGCCAAAGCGCGAAAACCCGCGCCAGCAUGCCAAUAUUAUAUCCCAAUUGAUAUUUGCCUGGGCAAUACCAUUACUGUAUCGGGGAUCCCGAAGAGGCCUGAAUACGGAUGACCUGACGCAAUGUCUCAAAGAUGAUCGAUCCGAACAGCUGGGCGACCGCUUGGAGGAUCAAUGGUUUAAGGAACUGGAACGAUCGCAUCGCAAAAAAGACAAGCCCCGCCUCAAAAACGCCCUGUUUCGUUGCUUCCUAGGUCCUACGAUCGUAAAUGGCCUCAUUUCCUUAAUCUACAUAGUGAUCAAGACCUUGAUUCCAGCUGUUCUUGCGCAGUUGUUGAUUCAGUUCCAGAAACCAAAUGUUGUGGGACUUAAAGACAUCGCCGUUAACGAGAUUUCAAUAUCGGAUUCCCUGAAUCGAACUGCACGAUCGAUAGGAAGAUAUGUGAUGAGUCAGGCUGUCGCCGAUGCCAGCGGAUCAUCAGCGGAUGUCUACUCCCCCAAUUCCCUGGAUAAGGGAGAUCCGAUCAAGGAAGCGAUUCAACCUGCCACAGACCAAGCAGACCACAAUGCCACGGUUGUGCGAAGUAUCCUGGAUCAGGGCAUUGAGUACAUUUGGAACGACAUGUACAGUUUGGGCGCCAUCCUGGUGUCCUCGACGCUCUUCUGCUGCUUCCUGCUCCACCACGUCGAUCUGCGCCAGCGCCUGAUGGGCGCCAGGAUGCGAAUCGCCUGCUGUUCGCUGAUCUACCGCAAGACCCUUCGGCUCUCGAUGAAAACGGCUGGCCAGACACCAGCCGGUUACCUAAUCAACCUGCUCUCGAAUGACGUGAAUCGCCUGGACUAUGGCUUCAUAUUCAUGCACUGGAUCUGGAUAAUGCCGCUGCAGGCGACGCUAACGUGCUACCUGAUUUGGCUGAACAUUGGCAUCCCGGCGAUAGUGGGAGUGGUGGGAUUGCUGCUGAAGACGAUACCCGUGCAAACGGCCCUCAGCAAGGUGACCUCGGUGCUGCGGAUGAGAAUCGCGGAGCGGACGGACGCCAGGGUGGGCAUCAUGAACGAGCUGGUGCAGGGCAUUCAGGUGAUCAAGAUGUACGCCUGGGAGAAGCCCUUCCAGGCGGUGGUGGCCGAGGCUCGGCGCCGCGAGAUCCAGCAGAUCCGCUAUGCAUCCUACCUGCGAGGCUUCUACCUCAGCACCAUGGUGUUCACGGAGCGAUCCACCUUGUAUAUCACCCUGGCAGCGGCUGCUCUCCUGGGCCAGCCGAUCACCGCCGACUUCGUGUUCUCCGCAGCCAGUUACUACAACAUCCUGCAACUGGUGGCCGCCAUUUGGUAUCCAUUGGCUGUGAGCUUCGGAGCUGAGGCCCUCGUCUCGUUGCGUCGCAUUCAGGACUUCCUCCUGCUCGAGGGACGCGAGGAGCGGACCCAGGGACUCACGCACAAGACCGAUCAGGAUGGCGGAGACGCGAGGGCCGUGACCAUCAAGGAUAUCAAUGCCAGUUGGGACAAUGAGAAGCCGCAGAGGACGCUGCAGAGCAUCAAUCUGCAGAUCGAGAAGGGACAACUGUGUGCGGUGAUUGGACCCGUGGGUGCCGGCAAGAGUUCCAUCCUCCAGUUGCUCCUGGGCGAACUGCCGGUCAUCGAUGGCGGAGUGGUGAUCCAGGGCGGCGUUUCCUAUGCCGCCCAGGAGCCCUGGCUCUUUACGGGCUCGGUGAGGAAUAACAUCCUGUUUGGCGAGGAGUACGAAAGGAAGCGCUACCAGGAGGUCACCCGUUGCUGUGCCCUCUCCACGGACUUCCAGCAGUUGCCGAAUGGCGACAAAACGGUUGUGGGCGAACGAGGGGCAUCCCUAUCCGGAGGUCAGAGAGCCCGCAUCAGUUUGGCUCGGGCCGUUUACAAGCCGGCGCAGAUUUACCUGAUGGACGAUCCACUAAGUGCCGUGGACGCGCACGUGGGUAGGCAUCUGUUCGACGAGGUGAUUGGACCCCGGGGACGUCUGGCCCAGCUGAAGGCCACUCGCAUACUGGUCACGCACCAGGUGCACUUCCUCUCCGAGGCCGACAUAAUUGUAAUUGUAGACCAGGGAAGGAUCCUGAGGCAGGGCACCUACCAGGAGUUGAUCAACAGUGAUCUGGACUUUGCGAAGCUGCUCGAGCGGCCCAAGGCGGAGGAUGAGGCGGAAAACAGUCAGCGGCAAGCCUCCCCACUCAGUGCUAACUCCUUGGAGAGCGACGACGAGGACAUACCCUUCAUCGAUGGCGAAAAGGAUGGGUAUCAGCAGCUGAGGAAGCAGAGUAGCUCGGUGCAUGGCAGCAAAUCGUUGGAGAGCUCGCAGCUAGAUGAUGAAGUGGAUGAGGAUGCUCUGGCCGAGGCCCAAGCCUCUGGCGGCAUUUCACCGCGCGUCUGGUACGAGUACUUCCAUGCGGGCAGCACUCUCCUGAGCUUCAGCUUCAUGGUCUUCGUGAUGGUCAUGUCCCAGGUGGUGUGCAGCAGCUCGGACUACUUUGCCAACAUUUGGACACAGCAGGAGCACCAGCGAUCGCAGGGUGAGGCGACCAGCUUUACCACCUUCGAGUGCAUGUACAUUUACGGCGGCCUAAUCAUUGCCGUGGUGAUCAUGACCACGUUCCGCGGCUUCCUGUUCUUCAAGAUCUGCAUGCACGCCUCGAAGGUGCUGCACGAUCGCAUGUUCGCCUGCAUCCUGCACGCCACCAUGCGAUUCUUCGACACCACUCCCUCGGGCAGGAUUCUGAAUCGCUUCUCCAAGGACAUGGGCGCCAUAGAUGAGCUGCUGCCGCGGGCCAUGAUGGACUUUAUCCAGAUCGCCCUGGUGAUGUUCGGCAUUCUGAUUGUGAUUGGCAUACUGAAUCCGGUUCUGGUGGCCGCCAUGCUGGUGGUGGCUGUUGUGGAUAUACUCGUCCUGAAGCUGUACCUGCGACCCUCGCAGGAUCUCAAGCGCUUGGAGGGCAUCUGCCGCAGUCCGGUGUUUUCCCACCUGAGUGCCUCCCUCUCGGGUCUGGCCAUCAUUCGAUCCCGCCAGCUGCAGGAUGUGGUGGCCAAGGAGUUUGAUUUGCUGCAGGACGUGCACAGCAGCGUCUGGCAACUGACCAUGGCUGCGAAUACGGCUCUGGGUUUGUGGCUGGAUUGCGUCAGUUGUGUCUUCCUCACCGCCGUCACCUUCAGUUUUAUCAUCUCCAGUGAAACAACUUACAGUGGCAACGUGGGUCUGGCCAUUGCCCAGGCCAUGAUCCUCACCGGCAUGGUGCAGUACGGAGUGCGACAGGUGGCCGAGUCGUUGCAGCAGAUGACCAGCGUGGAACGCGUGCUGCAGUACACAGAACUGGAUCAGGAGCCGGCGCUGAGCGAGAAGUCUCCGCCACAGCAGUGGCCAACUCGCGGUCAGGUGGAGUUCCGCAACAUGAGCUGCCGCUACGAUCCGAAUGGAUCGCCUGUGCUGAAGAACCUCAAUCUCACCAUCGAGGCGGGCUGGAAGGUGGGCAUCGUGGGACGGACAGGAGCCGGAAAGUCGUCGCUGAUCGGAGCUCUCUUCCGGCUGGCCCACAUCGAGGGAGAGAUUCUCAUCGAUGGCAUAGAGACAGGAUCUAUUUCAUUGGAGGUCCUCCGCACCCGCAUUUCGAUUAUUCCCCAAGACCCAGUGCUGUUUUCAGCCACCAUUCGCUACAACCUGGAUCCUUUUGAGCGCUACACCGACGCCGAGUUGUGGGGCGCUUUGGAGGACGUGGAGCUGCGAAGUUCCAUUCCCGGCCUGGACUACAUGGUCACGGAGCGGGGCAGCAAUUUCAGCGUGGGCCAGCGGCAGUUGCUCUGCCUGGCGAGAGCGAUUCUCAGGAACAACAAGGUUCUGGUGCUUGACGAGGCCACUGCCAAUGUGGAUCCGCAAACCGAUGCCCUGAUCCAGCGCACUAUCCGCAUCAAGUUCAAGCACUGCACUGUAGUCACUGUGGCCCACCGUCUGCACACUGUUAUGGAUUCGGAUCGGAUUAUAGUGAUGGAUGCCGGCGUGGCAGUGGAGUUCGAUGUUCCACAUCUGUUGCUCAAGAAGUCUCAAGGACAUCUCCGGCAAAUGGUGGAGGCCACGGGCGGCGAGGCGGAUGCCCUGAAAAAGACGGCCAGUGACAGUCACAAGAGGAGGCAGAGGGAGCGCGACGAGGAGCGAGAUCGCGAGGAGGAGGAAGGGCAGGAAUGAGAAGCUGUGACCUAAUCGCAUUUACCCAAAUCUGGUGCUUAUAAAUGGCUCAAGGUUGCAACUAUUGGGCUCCGGAAACGGAGCGAAACGGAGCAUUGUCCAAAACGAUAGCCGUACCAAAAUGAAUUUCCUUUACACAACAAUG